AUGAGCGAUGAUGGGGCCGUGUCAAACGCUUCCGGUAACAAUGGGGGUGAGGGGGUGGAUACCUUGGGAGAGGAAGAUCGCAGGACUGUGGAGUUUAGGGAACACUACAAGAGGAGUGAAGCAUUAUUGAUGGCUGCAAUGGGUGAUGGCGAUGCGAAAAUUACCUCUGCCGACGCGCUCUUUGAUGAUGAUCCGGCGCAUUCCUUUGCGACAGUGGCCGCCGAGGCCGCACCCCCGACCGCGCCUCCGAAGAAGCCUGCGCGAACGAUUGACGAAGACGACUACGGAGACGACGAUGACGAUGAUGAAGACAACGAAUCCAACGCGUCUCCCCUCAAAUCAAAAGGCGCGGCCGCCGUCGGAAGUGUUUCCGCCCCCGACAAACACAAAUAUUCCAAUAUCACGCGGCCCAACACUGAUGGCGCAAAGCCAGAACCACCAAAGACUACUGAUGAAGUGCGCAAAAAGCUGGAGCAAGAUAAAAAAGCGACCGAAGACGCUGCUCGACGAAGCUUCCACACCACCUUCUACACCUACGAGACUGAUCGCGAUGCGAUGUUGGAACAACAGAAGCUUGACGAACUUGAUCGUCAAGUGGAAGCUGAAACUGGUCCAGGUCAGGCACAAGGUCAGAAUCAGAAGAAUGGCGCUGCCCCCCCAAAUCAACCAGGUACCCUGAGCGGGACAAAUCUUGGCGGUUCGGUGAACCUUACGCUUAAGCACUUGAUCGCACGAAUCGACCAGAAACGGAACAUGGUAAAUGCAACAGAUACACAGCUGAGAACCUUGAUGAGUGAGGUGCGCAAGAAUCGUAGCAAAUGGGCGAACGAGGAUAAGGUCGGACAAGAAGAGCUAUACGAGUCAAUGGAGAAAGUCUUGAUGGAGCUCAAAGCCAUGACCGAACAUGCAGGGCCUUUCUUGCAGAAGGUGAAUAAGCGGGAUGCCCCGGACUACCACCAGAUCAUCAAACACCCCAUGGACAUUGGUACCAUGUUGAAGAAACUCAAAGGCUUGCAGUACAAAUCAAAGAAAGAGUUCGUAGACGAUUUGAUGCUCAUCUGGUCCAAUUGCCUCAAGUACAACGGCGAGCCCACGCAUUUCCUCCGCAAGAAAGCGCUUCACAUGAAGAAAGAGACUGAUAAACUUGUCCCCUUGAUACCGGACAUCGUGGUCAGGGACCGUGCCGAAAUGGAAGCAGAAGAAAGACGCACGCAGAAUGGAGAUAUUGGUGAGCCGGAGGACAGUGAAGAUGAGGAACCAAUUAUGGCAUCACGAGGCCGAAAAGCGCCAAGCAAGAGUAACAAAAGCUCAUCGGCUGCCCGCAAAGCCCCUCCAGCUGGGUCUGAGGGUACACCGGGAGCCGAUACAAAGCCUCCUGGGCCUGUCCUCAACAAUGCUGCCUCUAACCUAAAGAAUGAAUUUCUUCGCGCUGAUUCCGAUGCGCCACUUGAGGGCAGCAUUAAUGGCUUUUCAACGCCUCCACCCGGCAGCGUUACGCCUUUUGGUGCGAACGGUGUACCAGGUAGCAAUGCCCCUGGUAGUCAAGUAGACUUCUCAGAGCUCGACGGCGCUGGAACCAACAUGGCUGGCCUAGGGGUAGUCGAGGAUGCGGAUGACAACGAUCUUGAAUACAAGACCUGGAAGCUUAUAACUAAGAAGGAUCGUGCACGAAUUGCAUCGGAGCGCCACCGUCGCUUCAAGGGAGAUGCCCUCGAUCCAGAGCAGCCUGCGAUCCUACGAAGCAAAGCUGGUAUGAGACGCUGGCUGCGUCGUCGAAAGCAAGCCGAAGACGACAAGUAUCUAGAUCCAUCAGCUGGACCCGAUGGUAAAGACGGAGCGCCUGCUGCCGCCGAGACUUUGGCUGAAGGAAUCGAAGAAGAAGAUGAUCGUGACCUUCCCGACUACUAUGAUCCAGUGUGCGCAAUCCCGGACGUCAACCCUAGGCUCAGAUGGGUAGAGGACUCUGAUGGACAGCUUGUUGAGCAGAGUGAAGAUUUUCUUCGUGUCAUUCCGAAAGGUGCUUUCAAAGCCCCCACUGGUCACCUGUCCCAAAAGGUGGAGGACAACAUGCGCCAGAUGCAAGAUACACGUAAAAUCUGUGCCAAGAUUGGUGUAGUGAAGCAGAUGCAACUACAGGCACAGAUGUACCAAAACCAAUUCCAGAAAUAUGAUCCUGUCCCAUUCGUCGAACAAGACGUUGAGCCCAUGGUCGUUACCGAUGACGGCCCAGUCAUGUCUAAGACUACAUGCCGCGCUGCACUCCAGAGGAGCGUCGGAAAAAUCUUCUAUCAUGCAGGCUUCGAAGAAUUCCAGCCAUCUGCAUUGGAAGCUAUCACUGAUAUAGCUAGCAAUUUUUUCAGUCAGUUGGCCACGACGCUGCAGCUAUACGGAGAGUUUCCAAAGGUGCCAGAAGAGCGUCCUACCGGAGACGAGAUAGUAUGGAACAGCAGGUUCACUGAGGAGGAGUCUAUCCUACAUGCUUUAGAUAAAAACGGCAUCGAUAUGGAAGGUCUUGAAUCAUACGUCAAGGACGAUGUCGAAAGACUAGGCACCAAACUGCUGGGCAUGCACGAGCGUAUGAAGUAUCACUUGGCAGAGCUACUUCGCCCUGCUCUUGACAGCAACGCUGGCGCCGACGGAGCAGGUGCAUUUAAUGAUGGGAGCGAGCAGUUUGUCAGUGGAGACUUUGCAGAAGAUUUCGGCGAGGAUUACUUUGGUUUCCGUGAGCUUGGACUUGACCAGGAAUUCGGUCUCGCACAGCUCAGUGUUCCCCUACAUCUUCUCCAGAAUCGCAUGCACCACGCGUACCAGGCCCAACACGCCAAUACGACAACAUCAGUUGGUACGCUCAUGGACGAACCAGCGACGUUCGAGCCUGUCACAACGCAGAGCAUCACUCAAGAAAUUGGCAUCAUACAAGGAUUCUUCCUCAGCAAGCUCCACGACCAUGGAGAUCAACCUCUCGUCGAGGAUGACAAUCUCCCGGCCAAGCAGCGCUUCCCCAAGCCCCGUCUUCCUCCCACCGGCAAGAUCUCAAGUCCGAGGAAACGGCCUAUCAGGGAACAGCAACAGCUUGCUCGCAAGAAAAGGAAGCUAGAAGAAAGCAAAGACGAUGGCAAUGCCAAUGCUGGCUCCAAGCCGAUGCCAACUUCGAUCAAAAAACUUAAGCUUGACCCACCUGCCAACAAAGAUACCGCAGGUGAUCCUGAGAAGGACGACGCUAGCGCAGUUGGCAUGAUGAGUCCUGAAAGUAUCGCUGCAUGA
Pseudovirgaria hyperparasitica is the source of this 3264-nucleotide messenger RNA. RefSeq lists its product as uncharacterized. Gene Ontology annotation, biological process: regulation of transcription by RNA polymerase II. Gene Ontology annotation, molecular function: structural molecule activity; protein heterodimerization activity. Gene Ontology annotation, cellular component: SAGA complex; SLIK (SAGA-like) complex. The record is from RefSeq and is a predicted model, not a curated record. The coding region runs from base 1 to 3264 and encodes 1087 amino acids. NCBI's taxonomy places the organism in Eukaryota, Fungi, Ascomycota, Dothideomycetes, Acrospermales, Acrospermaceae. The transcript is spliced from 3 exons.